AUGGAUACAGAAGUAGUCAAGGCUUUCAACGCUGAGCUAACGUCAGUAUAUGAUUCGAAGCCACCUUUGAGCAAGAAGAAAAUUCAAGACAUUGCCAGAGCAGCUCUGAAAGCCAAGGGGUACUACAAACAUGUUGUGUUUAGCGUGGAGAAAUUCCUCGCUAAGUAUAAAAUACCAUGUUUAUAUGUCAUCGAUAGCAUUAUUCGUACUUCGAAACAUCAACUGAAAGAAAAGGACGUCUUCGCAGCUCGAUUUCUGAAAAACUUCUCAAAAACCUUGUCUGAUCUUCUUGCAUGUCCAGUUGUAGAUCAGGUAAGUGGAGGACAACUUCUCAGCAACUCAUUUUAUUCCUCCCGUGAAUACUGCAUUAGUAAUCGUAGUUGCUCGUUAUUUUUUGUGGCCAUUGCCGGUGUUGCCGAUGUCAGUCGUAUAAAUCUCAUCGGAUCGCGAGCUUGUGCCUAUGCCGCUAUGAGCUCGAGAAAAGGUGCUUUCGAUGUGUUGCAGCGCUUUGCAGGAGAUCUGCAAAUCGCAAGGAAGAAUGUGAAGGUGGACUGGGCUAAAGGAAGUGGAAUGAAGGAAAAUGAGCUCGCAAAAUAUUGGGACGGCGAGCGCGGGAUCUCAUUGAUCCCCUGGGAUCAGCUUCCGGAAAAUUUGGAACGAUUCUGUGAAGGCUCUUAUCUUGACGUAGAGUCAUUGCCGCCAGACAAGAGAAGUAAGUUGUUCAUCAGGAUGUUUUUNGGGGGGGGGGGGGGGGGGGGUGUUGGGGGAAUGUUUGGCAUGGGUGGUGGAGGAGGACCUGGUCAUGGAAUGAUGAUGCCACCACCAGGACCAAUUCCACCUCCUUCAGGAGUGCCUCCACCUUCGUCCAUGCCGUCGGCAGUGCCUCCCCCCGCAUCAAUGCCUCCGCCGAUUCCUGGAGUUUCAGGAGUGCCGCCGGGUCCAACUCCGUUGAGACCGCCAUCACAAAUGCCAGGACCUCCUGGUUUUCCUGGGCCUCAUAUGCCACCAGGUCAGGGCGGCCCUCCCAAUUUCAACGCACCAGCAAGAGGAGGAUUCGGUGGAGGGUUUAGAGGUCAGAGGCACAGUUGCUGUGAUUUUAUAAUUUUUGCUUUCAUUUGUUUUCUUUUCAGGAGGUCGUGCAGGUUUUGA
Molecule: messenger RNA, 1149 nt
Organism: Haemonchus placei
Lineage: Eukaryota; Metazoa; Nematoda; Chromadorea; Rhabditida; Trichostrongylidae
Source: the annotation of a GenBank genome assembly